Labeo rohita (rohu) is the source of this 531-nucleotide messenger RNA. RefSeq lists its product as uncharacterized. The transcript is spliced from 4 exons. The coding region runs from base 113 to 346 and encodes 77 amino acids. The record is from RefSeq and is a predicted model, not a curated record. NCBI's taxonomy places the organism in Eukaryota, Metazoa, Chordata, Actinopteri, Cypriniformes, Cyprinidae. Gene Ontology annotation, molecular function: serine-type endopeptidase inhibitor activity; protein binding.
AGAGGGAGGGAGGAGUGUUGGUUCAUUUCAAAAGCUAUAUAACUACAGGGCCCCAGAUACUAAGAUACACCUGCUGAGUUUCCCACUCUCGACUCAUACGACGACAGCAACCAUGAAGCUGGCUAUCCUGAUCUGCGUUUCUGUUCUCUUCUACCUUUCUGUGGCAGAAGCACAGGAGAGUGAGAACAACGUUCCUGAAUUUGGAUGUACUCGUGAGUACAAUCCAGUUUGUGGAGACGAUGGACUCACAUACUCCAAUGAGUGUAUGCUGCACUGGGAGAACAAGGUUCGUAACAAGAACGUCAGCCUUAAGCACGCAGGACGGUGUGAGGAUGAAAACAAGUGAGCCUGAACUCACUGCUGUUACAUCAAUGGCAUCCAAACUGGCCUUUAGUUUAGAUACUACACCAACAACCAGCAUGAUUUUCUGUCAUACAUUAAUCAGUAUCAUGUAAGGACAUAUGCUAUUGGAACUUUAUCAGACACUGCUUUGUCAAUAUGUAAUCUAAUGCAAUAAAACAGUGAAGCAUU